UCUUGUCUGGUGAUACGAUCGUCAUACGUGAACGUGCCUGUGAUGGCCCACCAAGUUCUCGUACGAUUGUACUGUCCGGCAUAGCUUGUCCGAAAGUCGCUCGUCGACCUAAUCCAAACAAUAAUGUGGAGGCCACGGCUGACGAACCCUACGGAUGGGCAGCUCGAGAAUUCGUGCGAACGCGACUGAUUGGCAAGGAAGUUUGCUACACGAUCGAAAACGAAGUUUCUCCUGACAGAGCUUACGGUGCAAUUUUCCUCGGCAAAAACACAGCGGCGCCAAACGUUGCUCACAUGCUGGUCAGCGAAGGUCUUGCACGCUUGCGUAGGAUGGGGAAUCCAGAUAAAAAUCCAAAUUAUGCCUCUCUCAUUUCCCUCGAAGAAGAGGCGAAAACUAUGAAAAAGGGCAUUUGGUCCGAAUCCGACCUCGGGACACCCCGGAAUAUAUGCUGGUCUAUCGAGAAUCUGAACCAGUUCUUGGACCAG
Messenger RNA from Dibothriocephalus latus, 485 nucleotides. The record is from the annotation of a GenBank genome assembly. NCBI's taxonomy places the organism in Eukaryota, Metazoa, Platyhelminthes, Cestoda, Diphyllobothriidea, Diphyllobothriidae.